Messenger RNA from Ceraceosorus guamensis, 402 nucleotides. RefSeq lists its product as hypothetical. The coding region runs from base 1 to 402 and encodes 133 amino acids. NCBI's taxonomy places the organism in Eukaryota, Fungi, Basidiomycota, Exobasidiomycetes, Ceraceosorales, Ceraceosoraceae. The transcript is spliced from 2 exons. The record is from RefSeq and is a predicted model, not a curated record.
AUGUUGCGACUUGCUCAUUUCCUCCUCUUCUUGACCGCCUUCUCCGCCUUUGCAUUGGUGCUGGCCGCCGACUGUCCAGAUGCCGACGACGGAGGCUGGCGCGGUGAGAAUGAGGACAUGGGCGCCGGCGCAUCGUGCCGUCUCUGCUCCGUGGCGGCUCAAGCUGAUGAUUGCGACUACCUCUCCCUAGAACUUUUCAAGUAUCCCGGCAACGUCCAGUCGGCUUUCGGAACUUGGAGUUCAGAGUGCAAGAGCGUCGCGAAUGGUAAACCCGAGACUAGAGGGGACAGCGUGUAUGCAGAGGUAGCUUGUCGAGGCCCCACCGGUCUGGAUCUGGGAUGCACAGUCUACUCCUCUCUGGAUGCGAAGAAUCCCUCUGCGUGGAUCCUGACCACCCCCUGA